Molecule: messenger RNA, 823 nt
Organism: Entelurus aequoreus (snake pipefish)
Lineage: Eukaryota; Metazoa; Chordata; Actinopteri; Syngnathiformes; Syngnathidae
Gene: dnali1
Product: dynein, axonemal, light intermediate chain 1
Exons: 6
Coding region: 77-823 (248 amino acids)
Cellular component (GO): filopodium; axoneme
Molecular function (GO): dynein heavy chain binding
Source: RefSeq, a predicted model, not a curated record
UUCCAUCUUUUCGCAAAUAUAAUUACUUUACCCACUUUAAAAAGACAAAUAUUUGACAGUUUAAAAAGCGUACACCAUGGAGUCUCUCCUCAAAUAUGACACUCCACUUCUACUCACCAAAGGCAAAGUUAGGAAAUCAGUAAAGGGACGUCCUUUCAAAGUGAGCCAGCACCAGCCCGCGGACUCCCCGGUGCCCCCGCCCCCUAAAAGCAAAGCCCCCGAUGGCAUCAAGCAACAGAACGAGGAAAUCCUCCACGUCAUGUUCACCCCCAGGGAGUGGACGGAGGGCGGCCAGGUGUGGCUGCAGAGAGUGUCCACGGCACCGUGCACGCGAGCGGACGUCCUCAACCUGGAGGAAGUGCUGGACCGCAAGCUGCAGCAGAGGCGCGCCUUGGAAACGGGGAUCUGUCCCGUCCGCAGGGAGCUCUACUCUCAGUGCUUUGAGGAGCUGAUUCGACAGGUGACCAUCAACUGCGCCGAGAGGGGCCUCCUGCUGCUGCGGGUCCGAGACGAGAUCCAAAUGACCAUCUCGGCCUACCAGACCCUCUACGAGAGCAGCGUGGUGUUUGGCAUGAGGAAAGCUCUGCAGGCCGAGCAGGGCAAGGUGGACAUGCAGCAAAGAAUUGAUGACUUGGAGCGAGAGAAACAAGAGCUGAUCAAUCAACUCAAGGAACAAAAAGCUGAGUGCGUGGCGACACAGAAGAGGGAAGAGGAGAAGCGUGACGCACAGGAAAAGAAGCACAUGGAGCAAACUCAGUUUCUGAAGAGAACCAACCAGCAGCUGAAGGCACAGCUGGAAGGAAUCGUUAUGCCAAAGAAGUAG